Messenger RNA from Anopheles stephensi (Asian malaria mosquito), 1346 nucleotides. RefSeq lists its product as uncharacterized. The transcript is spliced from 2 exons. The record is from RefSeq and is a predicted model, not a curated record. Bases 391 to 1293 code for a protein of 300 amino acids. Lineage: Eukaryota; Metazoa; Arthropoda; Insecta; Diptera; Culicidae.
CUUCUGAGGCCGCGCGUUGAAGUCGCGGGCGCUCAGUACGUGGUGAGGCUGAGGCGUGCGCGUAUCAUCCCCGCCGGGGCGCUCUUUAGACCUUAUUCUGUGUUUUAGUCCGAGAUUCGGGAGUUUUUGCAACAAAACAGAGGACGGAGAAGAAGAAAAAAAGCGGGCAGAACCUUUUGGGCCGCGGAGAGAUUAAGUGUGUCUUGUUGCGUUUUUCGGGUCACCCAAGGGGGGAGGAGAACGACGAAACCAACUUUGGAGCGGUUGGCGAGAAAAUCAAAGAUUUAUUCAAAUCGUGGCUUAAUUUAUUUGUUCACCGUAGUGGACACACACAAUCACGGGUGUCUUCUGUUUUGCUGUGCUGUGUAUCUCUUCCUUGUGCGGCGAGCCAUGUUGGGCAGUUGGGGCUUUUUGGGGAAAUUAAUCAUUCCACUGCUGAUGGGCGAAAUAGCACUGUUCGGACCGCAUCAACCUAACGGCAUCUUGGUGGCGAGGGCAACCGACGCAUCCAGCUCACCGGACGAUGAUGUGCCAACGAACUGUCUGGAGCACACGGUCACGUCGGGCACCUUCGACGAGUACUUCGCACUGGCGGACAUUGGAAACGAACCGUCCACCAACUAUCUCCUGAACGUUAGCUUCACAGUCCUGGUAAGCAACCGGCAGGAAGAGCUAGCCAUUCUACUGUCCGGCCAGAACCGCUCCUAUCAACAUCCCGACUUUGCACGUACCUACGAGAUGAGGCUUACGAAUGUCUACACGGUGGUCUACCGGGACACACUGAAGAUGCAGGCCUACCACAGCCCGACAGACAAACUGUUCCCAGCGGAUCGCUUCCAGCUACGGUUCCUCGUUAGCCGGGACGGCAAUCUGACCAUCCUGGUGAAUGAUAACGUGCGCCGACCAUUGCUCGCCGUCGUAGACGAACGGCAGGCCCUGGACGUACAGUACGUGAGCUUCUCGUCCCGCAUGAACGCCUAUCCGAUCCGAUUCUUUCUCGGCUGCGGUUUGCCACAGUAUAGGGCGAUCGAGGUGAUUGCCGAGACGGCAGGAUCGCCGACCAAUCUACCCCUAAAGGAUGGGUCCUGCCCCGUCUGUCCGAAGCAGCGCUGUGAGGUGGUGGUUAAGGCAUGCGCUGACACCACCAAAGACUCGAACGGGUCACCAGCGAACGGCGAUCUGGAGCAGCAAAAGUACUACUUCUACUUCAAUCUCUACCUGAUGAAGAAUCGGACCAAAUCGAACGUACUUGCUGGCGGUGGUGUACGCAAACCGACCGACGAUGGUGUUUAGCGACGUCGUUUUAAGUUUGUUUCUUCGUAUAAUAAACAUGUACAUAACUAAAA